Molecule: messenger RNA, 2054 nt
Organism: Musa acuminata AAA Group (dessert banana)
Lineage: Eukaryota; Viridiplantae; Streptophyta; Magnoliopsida; Zingiberales; Musaceae
Product: wall-associated receptor kinase 17-like
Exons: 2
Coding region: 148-1851 (567 amino acids)
Biological process (GO): protein phosphorylation; cell surface receptor signaling pathway
Cellular component (GO): plasma membrane
Molecular function (GO): protein serine/threonine kinase activity; calcium ion binding; ATP binding
Source: RefSeq, a predicted model, not a curated record
CUCCAGCGGCUGCCUCUCCUACUGCAGCGACAAGUCGAGCAUCGUCAACGGCUCGUGUGCCGGCAUCGGCUGCUGCCAGACCUCCAUUCCCAAGGGUCUCAAGAGUAUCUACACCAUUCUGAGGAGCGUGAAGAACCACAGCACCACAUGGACCUUCAGCCCCUGCAGCUACGCCUUCCUGGUGGACCGGGAGACAUUCGUCUUCAACUCGACGGACCUCGACGACUUCUACACCAAGAACAACGGCGUGGUGCCGGUGGUGAUGGACUGGGCGAUCGGGAGCCGGAUCUGCGAGGACGGGAGCGGGUCGCCGGACUUCUCGUGCGGCGACAACAGCCACUGCGUCAACUCCACCAAUGGUCGGGGCUAUCGUUGCAGCUGCAAUACUGGUUAUCGAGGGAAUCCUUAUCUAACCCGUGGUUGCCAAGGUACAGUACGUUGCCUUCUUAUCGACCCAAGGAUCACCGGUCUAAAUUACCAUUGGUUUCAUCGACAGAUAUAAACGAGUGCGAGGAUCCGGCGACCAAUCCCUGCGCUGCAAUCUGUGAGAACACGGCAGGAGGUUACAUCUGCUCUUGUCCGCGGGGAUUCUCUGGCGAUGGCAGGAGGAGCGGCAGCGGCUGCAUUAAGGACGCCAAGAGAUUUCCGCUCUUCCAAGUUGUGCUUGGUUGCGGACUGGGACUCCUUUUCCUGCUCAUCACUGGUUCUUGGCUGAUUUGGGGGCUGAAGAAGAGGCGGCAAAUGAGGCUCCAAGAGAAGUUCUUCGAGCAAAACGGAGGGCUGUUGCUGCAGCAGCGAAUCGCUUCCAGCGAGGGCGCUGCAGAGACCGCCAGGAUCUUCACAGCAGAGGAACUCGAACGGGCCACCGACAACUACAGCGAGAGCCGCGUGGUCGGAAGAGGCGGCUACGGCAUCGUGUACAGGGGAAUCCUACGGGACAACCGAGUGGUGGCCAUCAAGAAGUCCAGAGUCAUCGACGAGAGCCAGUUGGAGCAGUUCAUCAACGAGGUGGUCAUCCUCUCCCAAGUCAUCCACCGGAACGUGGUCAGAAUCCUGGGCUGCUGCUUGGAAACGCAGGUCCCCUUGCUGGUCUACGAGUACGUUCCCAACGGCAACCUUCACCACCAUGUCCACGGCCAGGGCCGCGCGUCGUCGCUCUCCUGGGAGACGCGCCUGAGGAUCGCGGCGGAGACCGCCGGGGCGCUUGCCUACCUCCACUCCGCCACCGCCAGGCCGAUCUUCCAUCGGGACGUCAAGUCCGCCAACAUCCUCCUCGACGAGAACCACAUGGCGAAGGUGUCCGACUUCGGAGCCUCGAGGCUGAUCCCCAUGGACAGGAUGCAGAUAACCACGUUGGUCCAAGGCACACUCGGCUACUUGGAUCCCGAGUACUUCCAGACCGGACAACUGACGGAGAAGAGCGACGUUUACAGCUUCGGCGUCGUCCUCGCGGAGCUCCUGACGGGGCUUUUGCCCAUCUCUCAAGCCAGACGGCAAGAAGAGCAGAACUUAGCCAUCUAUUUCCUCGUUCACAUGAGGGAAGACCGCCUGUUCGAGAUAUUGGAGCCUCGAGUACGCAACGAGGGAAACCGAGAGCAGCUGCUCACGGUGGCCGAGCUGACCAGGAGAUGCCUUAGGCUGCGAGGGAACGAAAGGCCUACCAUGACGGAGGUGGCAGCGGAGCUCGAGCGGACAAGAAGGCAAAGGGAGCACCCAUGGCUGGAAAACGAGCACGGAGAGAGUCAGAGCUUGCUCAGGGAACCAGCAACCGUGUACUACACAAGUCCUAUCACCGGAGACGAAGACUUAGAUGCACAUAUCAUGCUCUCUCUGGAAAUGACCAGAGGAUGACGAAGACUCGAAGGUUGAUGAUGAUGAUGAUUGUCCAGCCAUCAGGACUUCCUUUUCCCUUUGACUCACUUUUGUAUCCAAAUCUGUUUGUGUCGCGAUCAUGCAGAACAUAAUAUGUGUUAUUUUAAGGCGAAGAACAGUUUUAUGUUAUAUUUUUUAUGUAUUCAGUGAAUAAGAUCAUUAAUUCAUCUAUUCGAUCGGAA